AUGUCUUCUUCGUCAGCAGCACAAUCCACCGCCAACUGCGCUGGGGCGCCAUAUAUCCCAAUUGAAGAGAGAUGGGAGCGUAACCUCCUCCUCAUCCUUGAACGCGAGGAGAGGGAGAGGGAGAGGGAGAGGGAGAGGGCGGCUUUGGACCAGGGCCCGAGUUUGCAAGAGAUUGAGAGGGCGAAGGUGAUGGUCCUGAACGGGGGCAGUAGGGUCCGGUUCUUUGGGGGUUAUAGGGAGCGGGAUGCGUCUGCGGAGCCUUAG
Molecule: messenger RNA, 264 nt
Organism: Morchella sextelata
Lineage: Eukaryota; Fungi; Ascomycota; Pezizomycetes; Pezizales; Morchellaceae
Exons: 1
Coding region: 1-264 (87 amino acids)
Source: RefSeq, a predicted model, not a curated record